This is a messenger RNA of Linum trigynum, 4681 nucleotides long. The record is from the annotation of a GenBank genome assembly. Lineage: Eukaryota; Viridiplantae; Streptophyta; Magnoliopsida; Malpighiales; Linaceae.
UCGAUAUUACCUUACUGAUAUUUAAAGAAAUACUUAAUGUAAUAUGUGCAGUGACGGAUCCAAAAUUUUCAUUAAGGGUAUUCACCGAAAAAUAAAUGAAUAAAUUUAACUCAAAAUUUAUAAUUCAUAAAAUACAUCAAUUCAUCAUUUUUCACAGCGAACCCCGACGUCUUUUAUAUUUUGAGAAGUUUCUUUAAUACAUUAAUCACUUAUGUUGCGACUCGCACAUUUUUUAUUGAAAUAACUACACAAUCAUUCAUAAAUUGAUCCACCAUCUGAUUUCGAAGAUCCAUCUUAAUGAAUUUCAUUGUUGAAAAAGUAAUCUCAACACUUGUAGUGCAAUAGGCAAAAUCAACAUUGAAGUCAGAAGUAGGUAUACCAAAGGAUAAUAAUUAUCCUUUCGUGUCUCCGCCAUUUAUCUAACUAGCUCAUCGGUUCUUCACAAAUCUUUGAAUGACUCAUAGAGCAUGAUAGAUAUACCCCAUGAGUUGUUAAGAUUAAUAGGCUAUGAGUUACUUCUGGGUGCUUGCAUAUGUUUGCUUUGUAUUAUUCAACGAAAAUCUUAUAUGAAAUAAUUGUAAGGGUUGUCAAAUUAGAGAGUGUGCAUAUACUACCAAAAACAAUUCCAGCUUAAUAUUUGGUCCAACUUAUUAAGUAAGGUUUGUCAAUUGACAAGGGUCAAGAAAAAGUGGGUCCGCCCUUGAAUAUAUGAUGCAUGUUUUGUUAUUUAGAAGAAUAGAUGAUAUGUGCAGGUAAGCGUGACAUGAUUUAGUUAUGUUUGGUUUUUUUUUUGGGUAUAGACAGAUACGUCGUGAAACAUGGAGGAUCUCUUAUAUGAAUUGUGACUAUCAAUUCGAGAUGCAUAUGAGACAUUAUUUAGGCAAGUAUUAAGAGGGAACGUAAAGAGAGAGUGUGUAUGAAAAUAUGUUAAGGUCGAUUAUCUCUAAGAGGGAGAAUUAAAUAUAUUUUUUAGGGCUUGAAGGCCUUAUUCUACAAGAAGGGGACUAAUUAGGCAUAUGAAUCUCUGUUCAACGAGUUUGGAGUCGAAGGUGUUAGUGAACCACAAUCCUACAUCAAAUGUUUACAUAUGCAAUGCGAAUAAAAAAUAUUGAGGAUCGCUUGAAAGUGAUUCUUGAGUGGACUCAGAUUCCGUCCUAUGAGGAAGAAGAGAGGGCGCUGAAGAUUGAAUUAAACAAACUUUGGAUAGAAGAAGAAAUCUUUUGGAGGCAACGCUCGAGAGUUUAUUGGCUCGAUAAGGGGCACAAAAAUGCGAGAUUCUUCCAUACCUCCAUUAUUCAAAGAAGCCUCAGAAACACGUUUGUCAAGCUCUUAGAUGGAGGGAACAACUAGAUCAAAGAGAAAGCCCCCCUCCAAGAUUAUAUGAUAAAGUUCUACAUUGACCUGUUCAAAAAAAGGGAGGAGAGCUUCAACUUUGAUUUAAUUCGCGAGAUUCCUUGUCUGGUGGAAGAUCACAUCAACCUUGCACUUUGCAAGCCUAUUGAUGACAUUGAAAUCAAGGAAGCAGUUUUUGACUUGGGAUCUUCUAAGUCAUCUAAGCCAUAUGGCUUCUCUGAGAUACUCUGCAGAAGAUAUUGGGAUAUUGUGGGUCUGCAGCUUUGUGAUGAAAUUAAAAUUUUAUUCUCUGAAUGGAAGAUGGAGCCAGGAUGGAAUGAUACUCAUCUGGUGCUUACUCCCAAAAUCCUUAACCCUGAAAGAAUCUCACAAUUCAGACCUAUAGUUGCUGCAAUUUUAUAUACAAAGUGAUCUCUAAAAUCACGACAACAAGACUGAAGGAGUGGAUCCCGAAGCUUGUAUCUGAAAUGCAAUCGGCUUUCGUGGGAGGUAGAGCUAUCCAAGACAACAUUAUUAUUCUGAAUGAGGUGAUGCACCACUUCAAAACAAGAACAAAAGGGGAUACUGGGAUAUGAUGUUAAAACUCCACAUGAAAAAGGCAUUUGACAUGGUUGGAUGGGAUUAUCUUGAUGAAAUCCUAAAAGCUAUGGGGUUCUCACAUCAACGGUGCUAAUGGGUGAAAAUUUGUAUUCGAUCUGUGAGGUUCUCGGUAUUGUGCAAUAGCCAACCUACGCCAUUCUUUCAGCCAUCCAGAGGCAUCCGUCAGGGAGAUUCUCUUUCUCCUCUUCUCUUUAUCUUACUGACUAAUGCUUUAUCAUUCCUUAUCAAUAAGAAUGUGGCCAAUGAUAGUAUCCAUGGAGUGACUCUGAAUCCCUUUUGUCCUAGACUCACGCAUGCUCUGUUUGGAGAUGACACGAUCCUGUUUGGUAAAGCCUUAACGUCAGAAGCAAUCACUUUAAAAAAUGAUCGAGGACUGACGGAGCAUGAUGGGACAAUUGAUUAAUAAUGAUAAAUAAGCUAUCACCUUUAGCUCAAAUGUUCAUGAGACCCUCAAGAGUCUGUUGGCGGAUUUCAUGAGCAUUCCACGUUCUGCGGGAAUGGGCAAAUAUCUGGGUGUCCCAACUAAAUGGGGGAGGUCCAAAAGAGAAGUCUUUUUGACUUGUUCUACCUACAACAUCCCAAUCGACGACCAAGUAUAACCGCCGAUCGGGUGUAGCAUAGGGCAAGCAAGCAAUACGAAUUUAUCGUACCACGGGGAUCUAGGCUUACCCUACUUCAGGUUUAGGGUUCGUUAUCUAGCCAACCUAGGAUAGUGAUUGAUAGAAUUAAACUAACUAACCUAGACUAACCACUAACCUAGCUAUUUACAAGGUUGGGAGCUCUCUUGGUUGAAUCGUCCUAGGUCCGUUCUUUGGAUCGAUGUUGGGUAUCCUCCUAGCUUGAAAGACUCAAAUGCACUACCGUUUGGAGAUGGACUCCCUCGGGAAUGACUCGGAAUGGCGAAUCGAUGGAUGGGUAGUGCUCUAUUCAACCUAGAGUUUCGUAUAAUGCUAGGAGACCGGUCGAAUCAACUCCCUCGGGGACUACCCAGACAAUAUACGAUAGGAGUGACCCGAAGACGCCAAAAGCGGGCUCUUAGGGGAUUAUCUCCCUCCCAGGUCAAAAGCUCAAUACAUGAAAAUGGAAACCCAACUCAUGCCAUUCAUGAAAACGUCCAUCAAUUAAGUAAAAUCAUCAAUCGAUCAUGGAGUUUGUCACAUACAUCAACAUUAAACCCAAAUCUAGACCUAGGAUUCUUAAACCCAAGAGAAGAUGGUGAGUUUUUAGAGAGAGAGAGAGAGAGAGAGGAGAGAGAUUACAAAGAAACCUCUAGAUCUUCAUCAUCUUCUUCUAGGCUUGAUUCCUAGCUUCCAAGCUUGAUCAAUGCCUUCAAUUAAGCUCCAGGAUCACUCUCUCUCUCUCUCACACACUAGAACUCCCCUUUGGUGUUUUGGGUAGAAACCCUAGAGAAAGAAAGUGUUCCUUCUCCAAAAGCCAUCCCCCUCUUCUCUCUCCCCGCUGUUGUCUUGAUAUUUGCCCGAAAGUGACCCGUUCACGGCCGCAUUGGCCAGUUCACGGCUGUGAACACCUAAACGUGUCUGUGAACUCAGUGUUGUCUCCAAAACGCAUCUCUUCACUCUCCUGGGUUCACGGUUUGUACUCCAAGUUCACGAUCUUAGAGACUGUGAACUCCCUUGGCCUUAGUAACUGCUGGAACCUCGCUGGACGCCUCGAUAUUCAUGGUUUGUGGUUUCAGUUCACGGCCUCAGAGACCGUGAACUCCAAUGCCAGGUCGUGAAGUGCAGUUGCUUCCUGGACGCCUGCGCUUCACUGUUACGGGGCAAUUGUCACGGUCGUCCUCGACCCUUCCACGCGUGCUAGGACCCAAAAUAUAUAUAAACAAGCACAACCUAGCGUGAAAUAUGUCGAGGGAUGAUGAAAUGCAAAGCCAAACUAUCAAGAAAUGAGGGGUAAAAUGUGUAUAAUUAGACCCGAAUCACUUUUCAUGUCUUAUUGUUAGAAUGGAAAAGUUGAGUUAAUCUUGGAAAAGUUUGGCUCUUUCUCAAGCGGGCAAAUAGACUCUUCUGAAGGCUGUGUACCAGAGCUACCCUACCUAUUUGAUGCCAUUCUUCCUCAUCCCUAAGGGGGACAACAAAAUUAUGGAUUCUAGAUUGAGAGCCUUUUUCUACGACAGAAAUAUGGACAAAGGCACAAUCCACUGGAGGAAGGGAAGCGUUCUUACGACACCAAAACAAGAAGGAGGAAUGGGAUUCAAGAAAUUCAACCAAUUCAAUUUGACCCUUCUUGCUAAACAAGGAUGGAGAAUCCCUAACGGGGAGAACAAAAUUUGGGUUGGUCUCUUUAAAGGCCUUUAUUUCCCUCACUCGGAGUUCUUGGAUGCAGGUAAAGGGAGGAACCCCUCUUGGAUUUGGUCAAAAAUCUGCGAAGCUAAGGAAAUCCUUAAACUUGGGGCAAGGAAAUGUUGGGUGAGAAAGUUUGUCAUUAGCAGGAUUACUUUGAAGUAUUUGCAGGAUACGAACAAGUGUUAUGAUCUUAAGUCCUAGUGCAUGCUAUCACCUGAAAACUUGUAUCUAAGAUCUCACAUUAUGUUGAAUUAGUAAAUGAAUCCAAGUGAUUGUGCUUUAUUUUUAAGCGGAAACCUCGUGAGGCAGUACAGUUGGUUCAAGCUUGAAAAGGUGUUAAGUGAAGCAUAGCAAACAAAGAAUGGAGUGUUUUGAUCAAUGCAAACCAUAAGUAUCUCGAGUAUUAAUAAAGCGUUGUAAUCACU